Molecule: messenger RNA, 360 nt
Organism: Brettanomyces bruxellensis
Lineage: Eukaryota; Fungi; Ascomycota; Pichiomycetes; Pichiales; Pichiaceae
Exons: 1
Coding region: 1-360 (119 amino acids)
Biological process (GO): vacuolar proton-transporting V-type ATPase complex assembly
Cellular component (GO): endoplasmic reticulum membrane
Source: RefSeq, a predicted model, not a curated record
AUGUCAUUUUUUGCCGACUUAUGGAAAUCCGUGUUUGAACCGGGUGCUAAUUCGGCGCUUGUGCAAGCAACACAUGGUUCAUUCUUUUUGCUUACGUUGUCCUUAAUAUGGAUGAUAUACACAACACAUUCGAUUCACUUUAUUAAUCUAUUGGUGAUUUCGUCACUUUUAUGGAUAUCUGUUAUUUGGUUUCUGUCGGAGCUCAAGAAGGCCAAACUUAAAAGCAAUGAAGAAAUAGCUAAAGAUGAUGAAGAUCAUGCCAAGAGUGCGGAGAAGACCGAAAAGGCAGAUAACGAGACCAAAGAUGGGACUCAGAAGGUCGAGAAGGAGACAGAAGGGGAAAAUAAGAAGGAGAAAUAA